AUGGCCGACUGUGCCAAGUACGAAGUGGCCUCCCAGCACAAUGGGAAAAGUUCUCCCUUGGCUGGUGGGGCAAACUCAGAGCCCGACCAGGUAAAACUGAAGAAGGAGAUCUCACUAAUUAAUGGAGUGUGCCUAAUUGUGGGGAACAUGAUUGGCUCCGGCAUCUUUGUCUCUCCCAAAGGCGUGCUCAUGUACAGUUCCUCCUUUGGCCUUUCCCUGGUCAUCUGGGCUAUUGGGGGCCUCUUUUCUGUCUUUGGGGCCCUUUGUUAUGCGGAACUGGGCACUACCAUUAAGAAAUCUGGGGCUAGCUAUGCCUACAUCCUCGAAGCCUUUGGAGGAUUCCUUGCCUUCAUCCGACUCUGGACCUCCCUUCUCAUCAUCGAGCCUACCAGCCAGGCUGUUAUUGCCAUCACCUUUGCCAACUACCUGGUGCAACCCAUCUUCCCGAGCUGCUUGGCCCCCUAUGCUGCUGUCCGCCUGCUGGCUGCUGCGUGCAUCUGUCUCUUAACCUUCAUUAACUGUGCCUAUGUCAAGUGGGGAACCCGAGUACAAGAUCUAUCCACCUAUGCUAAAGUAUUGGCCCUGAUCGCGGUCAUCAUCGCAGGCAUUGUUAGACUUGCCACGGGAGGCUCGACUAAUUUUGAGGAUUCUUUUAAGGGCUCAUCAAAUAAAAUGGGUGAUGUUGCUCUGGCCCUGUACUCGGCUCUGUUCUCCUACUCAGGCUGGGAUACGCUCAACUAUGUCACUGAAGAAAUCAAGAAUCCUGAGAGGAACUUGCCCCUCUCCAUUGGCAUUUCCAUGCCCAUUGUCACCAUUAUCUACAUCCUGACCAACGUGGCCUACUAUACGGUGCUGGACAAGAGAGAAAUCCUGGCUAGUGAUGCUGUUGCAGUGACAUUUGCAGACCAGAUUUUUGGAGUAUUCAACUGGGCAAUCCCAUUGGCAGUUGCAUUAUCCUGCUUUGGCGGUCUCAAUGCCUCCAUUGUGGCUGCAUCUCGGCUUUUCUUUGUGGGGUCAAGAGAAGGUCACCUCCCUGAUGCCAUCUGCAUGAUUCAUGUUGAGAGGUUCACGCCAGUGCCAUCUCUGCUCUUCAAUGGCAUCAUGGCACUCAUCUACUUGUGUGUGGAAGACAUCUUCCAGCUCAUUAACUACUACAGUUUCAGCUACUGGUUCUUCGUGGGGCUAUCUAUUGUGGGCCAACUCUAUCUGCGCUGGAAAGAGCCUGAUCGGCUGCGUCCUCUCAAGCUCAGCCUGUUCUUCCCCAUCAUCUUCUGCCUCUGCACUGUCUUCCUGGUGGCUGUUCCACUUUACAGUGAUACAAUCAACUCCCUCAUUGGCAUCGGCAUUGCCCUCUCAGGCUUGCCUUUUUACUUCUUCAUUGUCAGAGUGCCAGAACUAAAACGACCUCUUUGCCUCCGAAAGAUUGUGGCAACCACCACAAAGUACCUUCAGAUCAUAUGUAUGUCAGUGGCUGCAGAGAUGGAUUUGGAAGAUGAGGAAGAAAUGUCCAAGCAACAAGACCCGAAGUCUAACUAA
Molecule: messenger RNA, 1536 nt
Organism: Elephantulus edwardii (Cape elephant shrew)
Lineage: Eukaryota; Metazoa; Chordata; Mammalia; Macroscelidea; Macroscelididae
Gene: SLC7A7
Product: solute carrier family 7 (amino acid transporter light chain, y+L system), member 7
Exons: 9
Coding region: 1-1536 (511 amino acids)
Biological process (GO): amino acid transmembrane transport
Cellular component (GO): membrane
Molecular function (GO): L-amino acid transmembrane transporter activity; basic amino acid transmembrane transporter activity
Source: RefSeq, a predicted model, not a curated record